AUGACCGAAGCAAGCAGAGGUGGGCUUUUUGGCUCAUGGGGGAUUUCUCCGUCUCUGCCGAUUGCUCUAGUUGCCAUAUGUGUCCUUCUCUACCGACUCUAUAUCCGACAUUUCCCAAAGCCCAUUCCAGGCAACAUCCCUUACAAUAUACUGUCGGCAAGACGGCUAAUCGGCGAUUCACUGGACAUCCGGCGGUACCAAAAGACAGGGGAUUUCAGGCGUUUCUUCCACGAUCAUAAUACGAAGCUGAACACCUCUAUUUCUCAAGUCUUCAUGUUCCCAUACCCCAAACCGUUUGUGCUUUUGACGGACUUUCGUGAAUCAUAUGACAUCUUGUCAAAGAGACACCGAGACUUUGAUAGAAGCAAAAGAAAUGCAGACAUUUUCGGAACUAUUGGAACAAACUUUCAUCUUGCUAUGCAGACACGAGAUCCACGAUUCAAGGGAAAUAAAGAGCUUGUAAGGGAUUUGAUGACACCGGCAUUCCUCAAUGAGGUUUCUGCAGUACACAUUUACGACAUCGCCACUGUGCUGGUUGAUAUGUGGUCAUAUAAAGUUGCUCAAGCUGCUGGACGCCCGUUUUCUGCGUACGAGGACCUUCACUAUGUUGCUCUUGACAUUAUUCUUGCAGCGGCUUUCGGCAUUCCCCUUGAGCAAUCAACAACUCAGAAGCAGUAUGAGUUUUUACAGCUUCAGUCAUCUAAAAUUAAAUCAGCAGGCUCCAAAGCUGAUCCAGUCACCUAUGACCGCACUCCGAUAGCUGAAUCCCGUACGGCUCUGAUGAAGGUGACAGGAACCGUGGUGGUGGGAUAUAAAUCUCCAUUCCCUCGCCUCCAUCAUUGGAUUUUGAGAAACACAAUUUGGCGCAGAGAUUUUGCUCUGAAAGAGGCAUUUAUUACAGAUGAAAUUAACAAGGGUGUUGAGAGGCUGACUUCGGAGAACUCGCAAGAGAAUCGCAUGCGAUGUGCGAUGGACAUGAUGCUCCUAAGGGAACUUGGCUACGCGAAGAAGGAAGGGAGAAAGCCAAACAUCAACGCGCCUAGGAUGAGAGAUGAGUUAUUCGGCUACGUAGCUACCGGACAUGACACCUCAUCCACAACGCUCUCGUGGAUCACGAAAUUCUUGGCCGAUAAUCAGAGUGCCCAAGCCAAGCUUCGUCGUCAAUUACGCACGGCCUUUGCAGAAGCUCAUGCCGAAAAACGCCAGCCAACUGUGAUGGAGAUUAUCGAAAAGCCAGCACCUUUCCUCGACGCCUUCCUGGAGGAGUGUUUGCGAAUGACAAAAACUAUCCCCACCAUUUUACGUGAGGCCUUGACCGAUGUCACAAUAUUAGGUCAUCUAGUUCCCAAAGGCACCAGUAUUAUGAUGUAUAACCAUGGGCCCGGAGGACAAUUGGAGUCUGGAUUUAACAUUCCUGAGGCUGUCAGGUCCGAGACGUCACAAAGCUCAAAGGACCGUGUAGGAGAAUGGAAUCCUGACGAUAUAAGUCGCUUCCUUCCGGAAAGGUGGCUACAACGAACAGCGGAAGCGAAAUCCGACGGCGAAGGUGACGCAGAAUUCGAAGGAAUCGAAUACAACGCCAAUUCCGGGCCUUUCUUAACAUUUGGUGGUGGACCCCGAGGCUGUUUUGGAAGGAAAUUAGCAUACAUGGAACUGCGAAUUGUGAUGGCCAUGCUGGUAUGGAAUUUCGAAUUUCAGCCUUGCCCUGCGGAACUCAGCUCGUACGAAGGCAUUGACGCAGCAACUGUUGUGCCAAAACAAUGCUACGUAAGAUUGAAGCAGCUGUUGUAG
Messenger RNA from Trichoderma harzianum CBS 226.95, 1791 nucleotides. RefSeq lists its product as hypothetical. The transcript is spliced from 3 exons. Lineage: Eukaryota; Fungi; Ascomycota; Sordariomycetes; Hypocreales; Hypocreaceae. Gene Ontology annotation, molecular function: iron ion binding; monooxygenase activity; heme binding. The record is from RefSeq and is a predicted model, not a curated record. The coding region runs from base 1 to 1791 and encodes 596 amino acids.